Messenger RNA from Saccoglossus kowalevskii, 2152 nucleotides. RefSeq lists its product as uncharacterized. Lineage: Eukaryota; Metazoa; Hemichordata; Enteropneusta; Harrimaniidae. The record is from RefSeq and is a predicted model, not a curated record.
UGACUGUAUCACAUGGCUGAGUAUUUCUUCAGAAAUACAUACAACAUCUCUUUGUGAGUUGUGGACCGUGUGCGGCGUGCGCUGAGGAUCUUUAAACCAGAAACACUGCCAUUAAUUGAUUAUGCCUAGUGAUGAUACCAUUAGAUUUUGUAAGCAUGCUCGUGCUGAGGAAUGGCGGAAUGUGUUUGAGUUAUACGAUAAAGUAUUAGAACUGAAAGCUGACAAAAUUACCAGACCAAAAGGAAAAGAGGAACUAAUAGAGCUUGACAGAUGGUGUCAAGAAGAACUUCCAAUUAUGAUAAACAGUCGUGAUGAUAAACACAUAACACACAAAGAAAUAACAAAACUGAUGAAAUGGAAACUGAAUAGAGGUAAGUUCCGACCCCGUUUAGCAGAGUUAAUACAAACAAACAGUGAAGAAGCUGUUGUUAAUGCCAGUAAGAAAGCAUUCCAAUGUUUGCCUGAUUUAACGGCUGCUAUACAAGCACUGACUGUUCUUAAAGCAGUGGGACCAGCUACAGCAUCUGCUGUGCUAGCUGCAGGUGCACCAGACCAAGCUGCAUUCAUGGCUGAUGAAAGUAUGUUAGCAUUCCCAGAAUUAACACCAUUGGAAUACACAUUGAAGCAGUACAUGAGAUACAUAGAAGUUGUUAAUAAAAUUGUUAAAAGACUGCAUAAAGAAGACCCAGAAACAAGAUGGAAUCCACAUAGUGUUGAGCUGUCGCUAUGGACGCAUGUAGUAGCAAGUCAGAUAGACUGUAGUCUCCUAGAGGAAACAAAGAAGAAACGGAAAACUGAAGAAGACAAUAAGCCAAGAAAAAAGAAACAGAAAAAGAAAUGAUUUUAUAUUCGUGUAUUUUCUUUAUAAACUUCUCUUCAUCCAAGUAUGUGUGUUGACAGUCUUGCCAUUUGUCAGUCUACAAUCAGGCAGUGGAGUUGUAUAGCGGUCGAUGUAAAUACUAUGCAUAAUGUGUUCUCUUAGAUAGUUUGUAUUUCUUCUAUUGGGCCAAACAAACAAAUUUUUUUGAUCAGCGUGCUUCUCAGUUCAAAAGGGGGGCUGGUCACAAUUUCUUUUCUGGCUUCUGUCAAAUUAUUGUGAAACUGAACAAAAACUCGCAUGCCAACACAACACUUUUUUUUUUUAAAUAUCUCAGGACCAAAAUCGUUUUUUUUUUAAAAAACCAUAGCCAGUGACAUCCCUAAGUGAAUCCUGACAAUAAAGGGAGGUGCUGGACUGACUCUCAGGUGAUAGGUUGUAAGUAUGCCAGGUAUGACUGGCAGGUAGUAGGCAGUAAAUUACAAUGUUACAGGAGUGUUCCUAUGGUAAAAAUAAUAUUUAUAAUAAAUGAUCCAUUAUAAAGCAAAUGUGAUCUGUGCAUACGUUUACAAGGUGAUGCAUCUUCAAUGGCAGGCACAUUUUCCCCUUUUUUUUUUUUCAAAACACAAGAAAUUUUACCAGAGAGAUUCAACCAAUAGGAUUGCAGUAUUAAUUGUGGAACUUCAUAGUUUGAAAUAAAUACUGGAAAUGAUUGGUCAAUAUUAUUAGUGCGCUGAUUUGAAAGAACUACAAAUUUUUGAUAUUGAGAGAAAGGUGGAAUUCAUCAAGUCCUGGUCUGGAGGCCAUUUUGAUUUGAAAAAUUAAAGAACAGUGACAGGGCAAAACUGGAAAAUUCUUCUGUCAAUUGUGUGUACGCGGAUAAGAGGUGGACUGUUAGAAACACCAGGUGAUGGCAGAAACUAACACAAAGUGGAGAGGAAAAAGAUAUUUUUCAGCGUUCAAUAACAGAAAAAAUAAAUUCUGCAUGUUCGUUUUUGUGGAAAAAAUAUUACACACAUUACAAAUUCAUCAUUGAAAAAAAUAUAUUUUGCAUAGUUUUUCACCAUCCUCCAGCUUUUAAUGUUCCACUCGUGUCAACUUUUACCUGAUACGAUGAAUGUCAAAUCAAGGUUGUAAGAAUUAUCAAAUCAUGUUAUUUAAAAUUUUGAUGUCCAUUAUUCUUGGCAAGACUGCCCUCUAUGACAAGAAUUGUUUCUUGCCAAUGUAUGGAAGACAUUUUUGUUCUUAAACUUGUAAAGGAUUCAGUCUUUUCAGUUGCUGCUGUUAUGUAAUGCAGGAGAUAUUCAUUGUUUGGGGCACAGAAGGUAUACAUGC